UCAACACAUGUUUAAAAUUUCCAAAAUGUUUUAAAUAAUUAUUGAAUUCCCAAUUUAUCAAUCAAAUUAACAAUUAUUAAUAAAAAUGGGCAAAAAACGUACCAAUUCUGAAUCAGUAGAAGUUAAAGAAAGUAAGAAAUUUGCAUAUGAAGAUAUUUGUGCAGAAGAGGAAAGACUUUCUAAAUUACUAUUUGGAGAUGUUAAUGAAGUAAUCAAAACUGAAACGGUUGUUGAAAAACCGUCCGAAAAUGUACCUGAAUCAACAGCAGCUUGGGAAGAUGAAGACGAUGCUUCAAUUACCGUACAAACUGCUCUACAAUCACAAAAACGAAAAUUACCCAAUGGCGGGGUAAACGAAAAACAAAAUACUUAUUCAAGUUUAUUGAAACAUAAGUAUAAAAAUUUAGUUGGUACGCCAAAAUGGGCUAAACUAGAUAAAGUCGUCGAUGGCGAUGAUUCUGAUGAUGAAAUAUUACGAAGUUGUGGUCAUAUUGCAUCGAAUUCAAUCGAAAAUACUCUACGAAAAGGGACGUUAGAAAUUAAACAGUUAACCGAUUUAAAUGCUGAAACAUAUACAGAAGGUCCGUUUAUUCAUAGUUUAGAAUUUCAUCCCACGUCGACGGUAGGUCUUGUUGCUGGACCUUCUGCAAUUUUUUCACUUUUCGCUGUGGAUGGUAAACGUAAUAAUAAAAUUCAUAGCGUGAAGCUAGAUCAAUUUCCAAUAAAAUGUGCCAAAUUUAAUGGGGAUGAAAUUGUAUUUGGAUCCGCGAGACAUAACUACAUGUAUAUAUACGAUCUAGAAAAGGCACAAGCUCAGCGAAUUUUCUUACCGCAGGAUAUGACGAACAUGCAACGAUUUGAAAUGUCACCAUGUGGAAACUAUAUUGCGGUAAGUGGACGAUUUGGAGAAUUAUUUUUAUUAAAUGCGAAAUCCAAGGAGAAAAUUGGAAAUUUUAAACAAGAUUCGAAAUUACGUGCAAUUUCGUUUACCCCCGACAGUAAUCAUAUUUAUGCGCACAGCGAAACUGGAACAGUCACCGUUUGGGAUGUUAAAAUGCAACGUGUUGUAAAUCGGUGGUACGACGAAGGAUGUAUUCAAGGAUCAAGUAUCGAUGUUUCACCAUGUGGACAAUACGUUGCCACUGGUUCGUUCGAAGGGGUAGUUAAUCUUUAUGAUAGGAGCUCGUUGGAUGUAGGGAAUCCUAAACCGUUAAAAGCGAUUAUGAAUUUAACAACGUGUAUUACGGGGUUGAAAUUUAAUUCAACAUCUGAGAUUUUAGCGUUCUCUUCGAGGGAAAAAGAUGGUGAUGUUAAAUUAUUGCAUGUUAACAGUAAAACUGUUUUUAGUAAUUUUCCUGGUUUGAAUACGAAAUUACAUAAAAUCAAUUCGAUAGCAUUUUCACCGUUAAGUGGAUAUUUUGCUGUGGGAAAUAAUAAAUCGAAAGUUUUGUUAUACAGAUUAAAACAUUAUGCUAGUUAUUAA
Chrysoperla carnea is the source of this 1483-nucleotide messenger RNA. RefSeq names its product U3 small nucleolar RNA-associated protein 18 homolog (gene wcd). The coding region runs from base 86 to 1483 and encodes 465 amino acids. The transcript is spliced from 2 exons. Gene Ontology annotation, biological process: rRNA processing. Gene Ontology annotation, molecular function: protein binding. Gene Ontology annotation, cellular component: Pwp2p-containing subcomplex of 90S preribosome; small-subunit processome. The record is from RefSeq and is a predicted model, not a curated record. Lineage: Eukaryota; Metazoa; Arthropoda; Insecta; Neuroptera; Chrysopidae.